This is a messenger RNA of Colletotrichum acutatum, 1176 nucleotides long. RefSeq lists its product as uncharacterized. Gene Ontology annotation, biological process: mitochondrial proton-transporting ATP synthase complex assembly. Bases 339 to 683 code for a protein of 114 amino acids. Gene Ontology annotation, cellular component: mitochondrial matrix. The transcript has a single exon. The record is from RefSeq and is a predicted model, not a curated record. NCBI's taxonomy places the organism in Eukaryota, Fungi, Ascomycota, Sordariomycetes, Glomerellales, Glomerellaceae.
GUACCUGGAGCGGGCUGUAUUCAAAUUUCUUCUAAAAGUGGCUGAAUUGAGGUUCCAAGGCAAGAACCUGCCCGAAAGUCUAAGGUACAGCAGGGUCCGCCAGGGAUGGUGACCCACAUUAGUACCCGCUGAGCGCAUCGGGAGAGCUCCAAAGAAAGGAGGACCCCGGCCUCGGAUUUCGACGCUCACAUUGUAAAGCUUCAAUCCAAAAACUUCCCGUCGCAUCGUCACCACUGCCGACACCUCAACUACCACCACCACCACAUCCUCCUGCGUCAUUGCUCUCUUAUUCUUCGAUCGGCGCCUCAAAUCAACGAACAACGAUCAAAACAGCCAAAAUGACCACAGUCCCCCACCUCCGCUCCCUCUACCGCUCCCUCCUGCGCGAGCUCCCGCCCCGACCCGUCCUCGCCCGCGAGCGCUCGGCAAUCCACAACCGCCUACGCACCAGCUUCGCCGCUGCUCCCGUCGCUGCAAAGGAAGACUCGUCCCGCGCCGCCGCCGACGCCGCAGAGGCCGAGCAGUUCGCCGCCUACCUCCGCGCCCAGCGCACCUACGUCACGCUCCUCGAGCGCUACAACCCGGGCAUGAACAUGGACGAGGAGGAGCGCGUGCGCUUGACGGCGCGGAGGGUCGGCAUGGACCUGCCCAAGGAGUUCAGAGACCGACUGGAGAACAAAUGAAGCGCUUGUUCCUACUAUCGGCGAUGGGGUGUGGGAUCUUGUCAGAGAGCCUUUUCUGAUAGAGAAGGGAGAGGUCUUCAGGAUCGAGAUGGAUGGUUUGAAGAGAUGACCGCGGUGAACGGGCCAACGGGCCGAUUACGAAGCUCGGCUCUACGAAAAGAUAUUGAAACGGUUGUCGACUGGAAAUGAGGGAGAUGCGAUCGAAUCAGGGAAACCCUUGAUGGGGGAUACAAAAGCACAAGAUCGCGGGACGGCACACCACGCCUCCUACCCUUGAAAGAAUGAAUGCCCAUGUUCCCUGUAUUUGUUUUAGUAAUUCUGCCUUCGUUGAUUGCUUGGGCGGAUUGGUUUCCGGCAAUCAGCGAAGGCAGGAUCAAAAAUCAAAUACGCGGCCCAUGGCCACUAUUCCAAGGGUGGGAGGCGCCGUGUUUGUAAAUGUCAUUAACAGGCGUUGGGGUGGGAAAGUUGUUGUUGUUGUUGUUGUUGUUGUUGU